This is a messenger RNA of Mytilinidion resinicola, 2023 nucleotides long. RefSeq lists its product as uncharacterized. Bases 118 to 1764 code for a protein of 548 amino acids. NCBI's taxonomy places the organism in Eukaryota, Fungi, Ascomycota, Dothideomycetes, Mytilinidiales, Mytilinidiaceae. Gene Ontology annotation, cellular component: chaperonin-containing T-complex. The transcript has 10 exons. Gene Ontology annotation, biological process: protein folding. Gene Ontology annotation, molecular function: ATP-dependent protein folding chaperone; ATP hydrolysis activity; ATP binding. The record is from RefSeq and is a predicted model, not a curated record.
CGUCGUGUGAAGCUCAACCCACUGCUCUUUGAAUCAAACCUCUGUCUCUGGUCGUUGAUACCCUAGAGAGUUCCUUUUAACGCGGAAAAAAUCCCCGCAGCGGGGUCCGGUGCAAAGAUGGCGAUGAACCUUGACAUGUCCAAUGCCCAGGUGAUGAAGGACGAGUCAGGGCGGCCAUUUAUUAUUGUCAGAGAUCAGGGCAAGAAGAAGAGGCAGCAUGGAACUGAGGCGGUCAAGUCACAUAUUCUCGCUGCACGAACAGUCGCGAAUAUCGUCAAGACAUCACUCGGUCCAAGAGGGCUGGACAAGAUCUUGAUAUCCCCCGACGGAGAUAUCACCGUCACAAACGAUGGCGCCACAAUUCUCUCCCAAAUGGAAAUAUCAAACCACGUAGCCAAGCUGCUCGUAGAACUUUCGAAGUCCCAGGAUGACGAGAUUGGCGAUGGCACAACUGGCGUCGUUGUGCUCGCCGGAGCACUGCUCGAACAAGCUGCAGACCUCAUAGACAAGGGCAUACAUCCCAUACGGAUAGCAGACGGAUACGACCAGGCGUGCGAGGUGGCGGUGGCAGAGUUGGACCGGAUCAGCGACAUAAUUCCCUUUUCCAAGGAAAACUCCUCGAAUCUUUUCAAGGUUGCGAAGACGAGCUUAGGAAGUAAGAUUGUCUCCAAGGCACACGAUCAGUUCGCGCAAAUUGCGGUGGAUGCCGUGCUAUCGGUCGCCGACCUCGAACGAAAGGAUGUCGACUUCGAACUCAUCAAGGUGGACGGAAAGGUUGGUGGCUCACUCGAGGAUACUACCUUGGUGAAGGGCGUUGUUGUCGACAAGGACUUCUCUCAUCCGCAGAUGCCCUCGGAGGUUAAGAACGCGAAGCUGGCCAUCCUUACCUGUGCCUUUGAGCCCCCGAAGCCCAAGACUAAGCACAAGCUGGAUAUCACAUCCGUGGAAGAGUUCAAGCGUCUCCAAAAGUACGAAUCCAACAAGUUCACCGAGAUGAUUCAGCAGAUCAAGGACACAGGAGCGAACGUCGUGAUCUGUCAAUGGGGAUUCGACGAUGAGGCCAACCAUCUUUUGCUCACCAACAAGCUCCCCGCAGUCCGAUGGGUCGGCGGUCCAGAAAUCGAGCUCAUUGCCAUUGCCACGAAUGGCAGGAUAGUACCCCGAUUCGAGGAUCUUAGUGCAGAGAAGUUAGGAACUGCCGGUAUUGUGCGCGAAGUGUCUUUCGGCACGACGAGAGAUAAGAUGCUUGUCAUUGAGGACUGUGCAAACACGCGGGCUGUAACAGUGUUCGUCAGGGGAAGUAACAAGAUGAUCAUCGACGAGGCCAAGCGCUCCUUGCACGACGCGCUCUGUGUUGUUCGAAAUCUCGUCAAGGACAACCGCAUCGUCUAUGGUGGAGGUGCGGCAGAGAUUGCGUGCUCAUUAGCCGUUGAAGAUGCAGCGAUCAAGAGUCCUGGUCUGGAGCAGUAUGCGAUGCGCGCCUUUGCCGACGCGCUGGAUGCCGUGCCAAUGGCCCUUGCCGAGAACUCCGGCUUGAGUCCAAUCGAGACGCUGGCGGCUAUCAAGUCUCGCCAGGCGAAGGAGAAGAACACGCGCCUAGGCGUUGACUGCAUGCAGACCGGGAGCAACGACAUGCGCGAGCACUUCGUCAUUGACCCGCUCAUCUCGAAACGGCAGCAAUUGCUACUAGCCACGCAGCUAUGCAGAAUGGUGUUGAAGGUCAACAACGUUAUUAUCGCCGGCGGUGAUGACAAUGAGUUCUAGGUGCGGUCGCAGUGGACUGGCUGGAUCGGCUCAGAUGCAGAACUACUGCUUCAAUAAAGUGCCAGUACUCAGGAUGACGGGGAACUCGAAACCACAUUCUUCGCCACGAAACUGGCCUCCUACUAGGAGCAAUCCUUGCUUAAGCAUCGGUUGUGUUGUAGAACGUUGGCAUAGCUGGCCGAAACCCCUACCCAUAAACGGCCAAACCUCUACCUAGAUAGCGUCGAGCGAAAAUGUACUGUAAAGACCGUUUGGCAGU